GAGGAAGUUCAUUACCACAUCCCCAUUUUCAUUUGUUUUUACUCAACAAGACAGAACCUUCUGCUUCUCAAACAUAAAACACAGAACCUUCUUCGUUCAUGUUCUGCUCUCCUCUUCUGCUCUCUGUUAUUCUUCUCACACAAAUCCACAUCACAAACACCCCUUACUUCAAAAUUGAACACACCUCUUUUCUUCCACUCAAGUUUCAAAGUCAAUUGGCAAUUGGAUAUUUAGUACAAUUCGAACUGGGUGAGCUCAGGUUUAGCCUCUGAGAGAUUCUCACUCUUGCCCAGAAAAGAGGGUCCUUCAAAGUUUGGACCUUCCAGCUCCAGAUGGCUUCUUCCAGCUCUCUUUCUGAAAAGGGACAACGACCUGCCGUUUCUGAAGACUCUCCGGCCUUCUGCUUAAGGAUUUUCAGUCGUGAAGAUCUCAAAGACGGGAAGAAGGAACUUCCGCCAGCAGCUGUGAGGGAGUAUGGACAUCAAAUGUCAGACCAUAUAUAUCUCAGGGUUCCAAAUUGUGGAGAGCAUUGGAAAAUAGAAUUGAGAACAUCACCUCGUCGUGAUCGGAUGUGGUUGGAGAAAGGAUGGGAAGAGUUUGCCAGCUUUUACUUACUAGACCAAGGCGACAUGGCAACCUUCAGCUCUGAAGGCGAACAUUGCCAUUUCCAAGUAAGCAUCUAUAGUUGGGAUGAUAUGGAAAUAGAAUACCCUAUUCGUGGUGGAGGAGCUGAUGUCAGUACACCAGAAAGAAUAGGAACUGAAGCUGUAGCUAUAGCCGUUUCACUUUCCCCCAGAUCCUCUACUGUUAGACGUGGAAAAGAUAAGGUCAGACGACAAAGAAGGAAACCCACAGGAUCUGAAGCUGGAGCUGGAGCCAUUUCAAUUAUGCCCAGAUGUUCUGCUGAAGAACAUGAAUAUCAUAUUUCCCAAUUUAGCAGUUUCAGGUCAGACAAGCCAUUUCUUGACAUCAGAAUUCCAUCCAAAACCUUAGCCUUUCGUGUGUUUAUAAAUCAAGCUUUUGCCGCGGAACAUUUCUAUAAAGCAGACACUUGCUGUGAUGUGACGCUACAGAAUAUUCAAGGUGACAAAGUUUGGACGAUUCAGUGUUGUUCAUACAAAAGAAGUAACGGAAGAACACAAGCAAUAAUUUCAGGUGCUGGUUGGAAAGCAUUUAGGCUGGAGAAUCAUCUCGACGAAGAUGAUAUAUGUGUGCUGGAGGUGAUAGGGGAACGCAAGUGCAGAGCUUUGAUAUUCCGAGCUAAAAAGUGAAGAUAGCAUGUAUUGUUCGUAGUUCCAGAGCAUCCUCUUUUGAGGGUAGAUUGAGGAAAAGUUAAAUAUCUUCUUGAAGAAAAAUUAGUGGUAGAUGGAGCUCAGAGGAACUGGGGAAGUAUUGCUAUCAAUGUAAAAGUGACUGCUUUUGGUUGGAUUUGAGUAUUACUUCCAUUUGCAGAUAUUCCCACUUCU
Messenger RNA from Argentina anserina (silverweed cinquefoil), 1466 nucleotides. RefSeq lists its product as uncharacterized. NCBI's taxonomy places the organism in Eukaryota, Viridiplantae, Streptophyta, Magnoliopsida, Rosales, Rosaceae. The transcript is spliced from 5 exons. The record is from RefSeq and is a predicted model, not a curated record. The coding region runs from base 333 to 1271 and encodes 312 amino acids. Gene Ontology annotation, molecular function: DNA binding.